UCGCGGUCUUUAGUAACAUCCAAAGAGUCUAGUUGACCGAGAUUAUAACCCGUCUCUGUUCAUGUUGACAAUAUAUAGUACGGGGUUUGUAGGGCAUGUGUUACUGGCUCGAAACAUAAUUUCGUCAUGCCGUGGAGGAAUAUUCUACGGAUGAUUGUAAACCAUCCACAAUUAAUACAAAAGCUUUCAGAAUCACCUCCUAUCAAACAUUCUGCGAAGGCUGUUGCUGCUAUCAUAAACAAAGCACGCUUUACUGCUGAAGAUAAAGUAGAUGAACUGAAAGAAAAGGCACAAGAUGCCAUGAAACAAGAUUCGAUGAAAUAUGAGGAAAAAGAUUCCAUUACGCCAGGAUCAUUUUCAGAAACAUUCAUGAAAGAACUGAAAGAUGGCUUUAAAGGUUUAUCAGACCAAUUAGAACGAGAAAAAGAACUGGAAAAAGAACGACAACAAAUGGAAGAAGAGCUAAAAAAAGAAAAUAAAAAAUAGACAAUAAAUGAUAUGUGUGAAAUCUGUGUUUACAUAUUUUGAUAUUAGUUGACUGAUUGUGUUUUGUCCUUGUCAAUACAAGUCUGUGCGAGUUUUUCGUUUUUUCUCCCGACAUAAGCCAGAGGAUGUUGAGGAGCAUGUUGAUAAAAUGAAUAUAUAAUACUGUACUAUGCCCUAAUGGGCAAUUGUUGUAGUUUAUAAUUAAACUGUGAUAAUUUUGUGUUCUAAUCUGUGUUUUUGUUGCGUAAUAACUGUGUAUUUCAUCGAGAACUUAACUUAAAAGCGUAAUUAUUUGCCAUUUAUGGCAAGGAUGUUUAUAAAAGGAUACUGUUAGACUGUACAUUUAUGGUUUAUUAUGGAUGAAAUAAGUUCACUUGGAGUUACCUCUUAAUAUUUAGGAAAUGAUUAAACAGAUAUAUAUAUAUUUGUAUUGUAAAUUAGCAUAAUGUAAAUAAAUUUGUAUAAAAAC
This is a messenger RNA of Pecten maximus, 955 nucleotides long. RefSeq names its product protein NCBP2AS2-like. The coding region runs from base 127 to 486 and encodes 119 amino acids. NCBI's taxonomy places the organism in Eukaryota, Metazoa, Mollusca, Bivalvia, Pectinida, Pectinidae. The record is from RefSeq and is a predicted model, not a curated record. The transcript is spliced from 4 exons.